AGUGAAUUGGUAACAGUUUUUGAAGCCACGCCAUGAUUUCGAAGUGUAUCAUCGUUCUUGCGCUCGUCGCCCAUGCGGUACUCGGCCGUACCACCGGUACUUCCGCGCAAAACGCCGUACACGAAGCGGCGCCUAAACCCGAAGGGAAUUCUUAUGUCAGUGACUUUCGGUAUAUGUAUAAAGUGUAUCAAGAAUGUGCUGCUACCGACGUAAUGUCUUGUUUAAAACUCAAGCUGGUCGCUGCAUUGGACCGCGCUGCCAAGUCGUACACAGAACUACCCUUAUUUGAAGGAAUUAAGUUCGUUAAGGACCCUCAAGCUGCUUCUGCCCCUGCUGAAGUUAAAACUGAAGCCGAAAUCGAAGCGAACCUUCCAAGGUCCUUGGACGAAAAAGAAAAUGCCUUGGAUAGCAUCUUAACCGACAGAGUAUCCAACUUCUUAGGUUCACACACCCUUCAGAUCAAGUUACCAAGCACUUCCGAAAUGCAAGAAGAGGGCCGUGGAAAGAAAAAGAAGGGAAACCAGGGUCUCCUUCUCUUGCCUCUUAUCUUGGGAGGUACUCUAAUUCCCUUAGCCCUUGGUGCCCUAGCCCUUUUGGCCGGAAAAGCUCUAAUUGUGUCUAAAUUAGCCCUGGUUCUGGCUGGUAUUAUUGGAUUGAAGAAACUUCUUUCUGGACAUGGUGGUAGCGACAACGGCCAUGUUGAAGUUUACAGUGCAGGACACUCUGGUUGGGGAAGGUCGUACAAUAAGGAGGAGGCACAGAAUAUGGCGUAUCAGGCGUAUGCCCCGAAAACAACGACAUAAGUUAUUGUAUAGUAAAGAUUAUUUAUUUUAAUUUAUUGAAUCCUGACUCAACUCUGUAAGACUUAUUUAAUUUAAUAAUAAUUACAAAUUUUGUUAUAA
Molecule: messenger RNA, 902 nt
Organism: Diabrotica virgifera virgifera (western corn rootworm)
Lineage: Eukaryota; Metazoa; Arthropoda; Insecta; Coleoptera; Chrysomelidae
Exons: 2
Coding region: 33-803 (256 amino acids)
Source: RefSeq, a predicted model, not a curated record